Rotaria sp. Silwood1 is the source of this 375-nucleotide messenger RNA. NCBI's taxonomy places the organism in Eukaryota, Metazoa, Rotifera, Eurotatoria, Philodinida, Philodinidae. The record is from the annotation of a GenBank genome assembly.
AUGACUACUAAAGAUCCAACAAGUGGUAAAAUUCCAGCUCAAGCUGGUGCUGGUGAACAACAAGAAUAUAAAAUUCGUAUAACAUUAACAUCUCGAAAUGUAAAAUCACUUGAAAAAGUUUGUGCGGAUUUAAUUCAAAAGGCAAAAGAUGAAGAAAUACGUGUUAAAGGACCAGUUCGUAUGCCAACUAAAGUUUUACGUAUAACAACACGUAAAACACCAUGUGGUGAAGGUUCAAAAACUUGGGAUCGUUUUCAAAUGCGUAUUCAUAAACGUGUUGUUGAUUUACAUUCAAAAUCGGAAAUUGUUAAACAAAUCACAUCAAUUAGUAUUGAACCAGGUGUGGAUGUUGAAGUAACUGUAGCCGAUACUUAA